Pieris brassicae (large cabbage white) is the source of this 3313-nucleotide messenger RNA. RefSeq names its product monocarboxylate transporter 12 (gene Sln). Gene Ontology annotation, molecular function: monocarboxylic acid transmembrane transporter activity. Gene Ontology annotation, biological process: transmembrane transport; monocarboxylic acid transport. The record is from RefSeq and is a predicted model, not a curated record. The transcript has 17 exons. The coding region runs from base 186 to 2312 and encodes 708 amino acids. NCBI's taxonomy places the organism in Eukaryota, Metazoa, Arthropoda, Insecta, Lepidoptera, Pieridae.
UACACAUUUAUAUAAUGCGUCCGUAAUUUUUUUAAUACAAUACAUUUGUGAUAUUAUUGUAUUGAAAGUGAAAUUUUGAACAAACCAAUGUAUUAUACGGUUUUUGCCGUAAAUGGGCCAAGAUUAGAAUCGACGGAAUCGGAGGAUCAUUUUACUGUGACGCCAGCACCGCCGGACAUUAAAAAAUGUCUUUGCCAAGGGAAUUUAUAUACAACAAGGAGUUAUCCAAGCUGGAAGGCAAUAUCCUCGGGUCUUCAGCACCACCAACGUCGACAGCGCCAGUGUCCUGCUCCAUCGAUCUUCCAGGAGAUGCCAUUGCAGAGGCGGUGCUGUCUCCCGAGGCUGCAGGGUCCUUACUGUCGAUUCAAUCUGCGCCUCCAGAACAGAGUGAGAGGAUUGAACAGAGGGAACGACCUGUCAGUCUACUCUUAGAACUGCCGUUGGCUACUCAAGUAGGCGCCUACCUGUCAGCGAUGUCGCCGACGGAGCAAGAAGAAGACUCUCUUCUUACGCUGUCGUCCGUCACAGCACGACCGCUGCUAGCUGCUUCUAGAAAACUGAGGCCGCAAAGCGAUAGCACAGACACAUCACCACCAGACGGCGGUUACGGCUGGGUGGUGGUAUUUGGUGCAUUCAUGGUGCAGUUCUGGGUGGCUGGACUAUUCAAGUCCUAUGGAGUCCUUUAUGUGGAGAUUAUGGAAACUUUCCCAGAUUCCUCUGAGAGUGUCGCUUCUUGGAUACCAGCUGCACUGUCCACUUUGUGCUUGGCGUUAGCUCCUUUAUCAUCAGCCCUUUGUGAAAAGUACUCCUGUCGUCUGGUCGUCUUCAUAGGCGGACUGUUCUGUGCAACUGGCCUCGCUCUCUCUUUCUUCAGUACUGGAUUGCUGCAUCUUCUACUCAGUUUUGGUGUUAUGACUGGUAUCGGAGGUGGAUUAUCUACUACUCCUGGCAUAGUAAUAGUAUCACAAUAUUUCGACAAACACAGAGCAUUGGCAAACGGCAUAUGUGUGAGUGGCACAGCUGCUGGAAGCUUCGUUUUUCCGAUGUUGAUAGAGAAACUGGUGGGUGUGUAUGGGCUGCAUGGAACUGUUUUAUUAUUAGGUGGCGGCAUGUUACAUGUGUGUGUGGCAGCUACGCUUUAUCGUCCACCUCCCACGAUAAGGUCCAACACACCAGUAACCACAACAACGACUGAGAAUACCACGCUUCUUAAUGACAUACAAGAUGGUAAAGCUCUACCAGCGAAGGACAACAAACUACAGAAUCUUUUCCAACCAGAGAGCGAAAUAUCUAUGAACCAGAAAAAUGCUCUACUCAACGAUGACAAACGAACUUUCUUCACUGAAAUUAUGCACCCAAGUUUGAUUGAGGUAGCGCGGCCACCUCUGCCUUGUCAGAUGUCUGAUUCAGAAGAUUCCGAAGGGAUGGACGUUUUAGGAGUUGUUGGCUUGCCCCGUGAAGUUGCCCGUCUGCGUUUGCGUCCAACACGUUCGUCGUCAAUCCUGCACUCCGUGGAAGAUCUAUCCACAGACAGCACAUGUGUUUAUAAAGCGAGUCGAAGGAAGAUUAGCAGAUCGCUAUAUAUAAAGCCACCUUUGCCAAGUCGGAUAAUCCCUAAUAAAGUUCAGGAACCGGAGGUAUUAAAGAAGGACGAAGAAGAGAAGAAAGAAGAAAUGGAAGAGGUAAUAGAAAAGGGAUGUGUCGCCACAAUAUCAAGAUAUUUGGACGUUUCCUUACUGAAGUCCUGGCGCUUCGGCCUCCUGUGUACGUCAGUAGCACUUAUGUCCUGUGGUUCUCCUUACGCGUUAUACUACUUACCAGCUUAUACCGUGGCCGUGGGACAUAGUAAGGCUGCAGCAGGUCGCCUUGUAGCCAUCAGCGCCGUAUUAGAUCUGUGUGGCAGAUUAGGACUGGGAUGGCUGUGUGACUUACAUCUAUUUUGCAGACGAAAAGCAUACAUUUUAAGCAUCAUCGUGGCCGGUGUGGCGGUACUGACGCUUCCUAGUUUGACUUCUUGGUGGGCAUUAGCAAUUGCAUCUGGUGCUUAUGGACUAUGUUUGGGUUGCUGGUUCCUCCUUGUACCUGUAUUACUAGCUGAUGCAUUUGGAACAGCUCGAAUCGCCUCUUCAUACGGUCUCGUCAGGAUGUUCCAGAGUUUAGCUGCUGUAUCUGUACCACCGACUGCUGGCUUGAUACGUGACGUUACAGGCGGUUACUCAUGCUGCUUCUACGGAAUGGGAUCCUGCAUGGUCCUAGGUUCUAUUCCUGUCAUAGCCUUUCACAUUGCCACGAAAAAUAAAGAGAAAGAAUGAACGACCAUUUACAAUUUUGGUGUUAAAAUGUGCCACGGGUAACUAAAAUAUAAUAUGUUCCCAUACUAUAAGUUAUAUCGUUAUAUGGAAUAUCCAACUCAAUAACGAGUUAUAAUGUAUUAAAAAUUAUGGCCGAUGUAAGAAACAUAUUAAGGGUCGUUAACCCUCAAAGGUCGUGAAUCUAUCAGGUUUUAUAUAUAUUUAUAUAUUCACGUGCGGUUAUUAAUGCGAUUAUAUAAAAGUAUGUGUUUUACAGAAAUUAUUUGAUUUGUUCAUCUCAAACCACUUAUCCAAACUUUUACUGUUUUGUUAAACUUUGUAUUAACCUUAAUUAACCCUAGUUUUUAUUACUUUAGGCAAGAAGCUUUAACUGUUUAGAGACUGCUUUUAGUAACAGUUAAAUAUUUGCUUUAUAAUGAUUAUAUUGACAAACACUUAUUAUAUUGCUAAAAAUUAUCAAUCAUGUCGAGCUAAAUUAAUAUUGGUUUAGCCGACAUAUGACGUAAGAUUCGAGGACAUGUCAAAGUCUGAUACUUGUCUGACAUAUGUCAUCAAUGUGACAAUGAGUUCUCUGUCACUUUAGUCACUAAGUUGUCUGUGAAUUUUACUCUUAGAGUUAAGGUAUCAACGUUAAAAUUAUAUGUCGAUGUGUAAAAGUAAGUAAACAAUCCAUCAAACUUCACUCUCUUAAUUUAUACAAAUGCUAAAUCUUUUUAAAGGAUUGGCGUGAAAUUUGUUUGUUACACAUUUUUAUUGUCUCAAGACGUUUCGAUCCAACGAUAAUUUCCAUAUUCACCUAUCCUUCGAUUACCUACUUAUAAAACACAUUCACUUAUCAAUUGUUUGGGUUCAGAACAAUACAAUUAUCUGAUUUUUUUAAAUAAUUAUACUGACUCGAUCUUCGGUUUUACAUUAAAUGCUCAUAACCUACACUACUAACAGAAUGUUUUCAAGUUGACCCCUGAAUGUAUGUUAUAUAUGUACAUCGGUACGAAUCUUGA